This is a messenger RNA of Colletotrichum navitas, 1025 nucleotides long. RefSeq lists its product as uncharacterized. The transcript has 3 exons. NCBI's taxonomy places the organism in Eukaryota, Fungi, Ascomycota, Sordariomycetes, Glomerellales, Glomerellaceae. The record is from RefSeq and is a predicted model, not a curated record. Bases 216 to 689 code for a protein of 157 amino acids.
CCGCGAAAGUAGGGACAAAGCUACCAACACAGCCAUCAAUUCGGCCAGACCUGAUAAAAGACUUCUAGCAACAAGGGUUCCAAGUUUCGAUAAAUACAUAUAUCUAUCCUUUAUACAAUCACUUAUCGACUGCUCUCCUCUCGGUCCAACGGAUAUCCUAUAAUCGGCAUUUUGAACACUGAUUUCGUCAAUCUCUGAUCCCUCAUUUGCCCUGCAUGGCUUCCAAAGGCACCAAGAAAAAUAUCGACGACAAGGGGAAACAUCUUUCUAUUGACUCUCAGCAAAGAAAUAGUUGGCACACCAACCCAUACCCGUGCACCGCUCCGAGAUGCAUCGAGGUCGUCAAACUCGUUGGCCAGUUCAUGGACUUGCCCAUGGACUACAAGGUUCCCGACGAGACAACGUACGGGUUCUACGCCGCCGUGAUCGGGGAGCUGAAAGCCCAGUAUGCGGAGAUGGCGGCCAACUCGGGAGACCUGAAGCAGAAGCUCUCCGACAUGUUCAAGGAGUGGCAAGAUCAAGGAGAGACUUCCCCCAUGAAUGAGGAGGUCGUCAAAGCCGUCGCAAAGAUGAAGAUCUUCAUGGCCGCUUGGACAAAGACAGUCGACGAGAUUGAUACGCUGAAAUCUGUUCAUGAGUCUUUGGCAAAGCCCUCAAAUCCCCGAAAAGCAGCGAAGGGCGGGAAAUAGGUCUGUUGUGUGCGGUAUGGUCUAGUCCGGGCAGCUAAAGAACCAGAUUAGCACGGGUUUCACGACAAGGGCAUGAACUAGACGUCAUCGGACCUAGCCAUCUAGAAAUGGCUUCCUCUUGUUUCGUACUUGAUGAUAAUUUCAAGAUCUGCCGUCAAUACACAAACCCAAUGGACUGGCUCUUCCAUAUCACAUCAUUUUCCACUCACCCGCAGCACCACGCGAUACACUUCGUCCUGUUUCUUCUAACAGCCGUUCGUCCUGCCGAAGAAAGUCAACCGCCCCCGCAAGAAGCAGUCGGAAAAUGGAGGCGGAGAAGCUCCGCGAGGAUGCGGC